This is a messenger RNA of Baudoinia panamericana UAMH 10762, 647 nucleotides long. RefSeq lists its product as uncharacterized. The transcript has a single exon. Lineage: Eukaryota; Fungi; Ascomycota; Dothideomycetes; Mycosphaerellales; Teratosphaeriaceae. The record is from RefSeq and is a predicted model, not a curated record. Bases 173 to 406 code for a protein of 77 amino acids.
AUCGCAAACCGCGAGGUCCUUAACCCGGGCUGCUGGUUUCGAAGACGUGAAAAGGAUGACGAGUCAGUCAGUAGGUGGAAGGGGCGCUUAACGAACGUGUAUGGCACACUUUAAACUGCAAGCCUUCUAAUUGCAGCUUCUCAAUGCCUAUAUGUGAUCUUCUCCCUCGAAUAUGGUCGAUACUGAUAGCUCGAUGGUGCUGAGCAAGCUAACAAUGGAGGUUAUCGACGAUGCCUACAUCUCAGCGCUGUCAGUCCACACUCCGGUCGUUCUUACUGCGGACUUCGGAAACUCGCAGACAGCCUUCUUAGCAUUGUACCGAACGAUCACGCUCAUGAGCGCCAGUAUAUCACUUCAAUGGCAAAAUCUGCCGACCCGUAGCCGAAUCAUUCGCAUCCGGCUUUGAGAGCAGCUCCAGCCUUCUAACACCCUGAUAUCUGUGACUCGCUAUAGUGUAUACCCUACACAACGGGGACUACCAGACUUGGCAGCUACAGAAUUCUCGACCAGCUACGAGACAUACUGACUACGGCUUGUAGCAAGUGAGAUUACCAGACCCACAUUUAUCAAACUAGGUCUGUUGGACACACUGCACAGCAUGGCAUACGCGUAGAUCUUAAGUUGAUGGUAGGUACUAAGCAGCUCCC